AUGGCUUACACAAAUGGUGUCGUGAACGGCGUCUCACAACCUGAUCACACCGCUAUCGUCAUUAGAGCAGGGAUAAGUGAUGUACGAAUACUGUAUGAGCUUCGUAAGCGCGGCAUCGAUGGCAAAAAGGUCGAUUUCACAGACAAACGGGUUGACAUCUUUGGGACCGGUGCUACCAGUGUUCAGAUUAUCCCUAUUGUGGCACACAGUGCUAGGAAGCUUACUAUGUUUCAACGAACACCGAACUAUGUUCUUCCAGGUCGCAAUUUCCUGUUUAUUGAAGACCAAGUACGUGAGAUUAAGAAUGAUUUUCAGGGAAUUGCUGAACGCGCCCAAGCGCAACCAUUCGGUGCCGAUAUACCUGUCGUUAACCGCAGCUCUCUUGAUGUUAAAGACGAUGAGAAGUUACAGCAGAUUCUUGACUGUGGCUGGGAGAGAGGAGGUCUUCGAUACGUUUUCGAGACUCUCGACGAUAUGAUGACGAAUGCGGAAUGCAACAAGAAAGCAAGUCAAUUCAGACGCAGGAAAAUACCAUCUAUUGUCCAAGAUCCAGCCACGGCAGAGACAUUGUUCCCCUACUAUCCGCUCAUGUGUAAGCGACCGCUGUUGGGACAUUUUUAUUACGAAACAUUCAACACAUCUAAUGUUGAGCUCGUGGAUCUCAAGAAAGAUCUAGUUCAAGAAAUCACUCUAACCGGUGCGCGCACGUCCAGCAAAGAGUUUGAGCUAUUUUUCGCAAUUGGUAAGUUUGAAAUGUUGCAGUUUUUCCCCUUCAGUUCUUUCAUUCCUUUUGCCACCUUGACUUCUCAUGAUACUGGGACUCCAAUCAGCAUGGGCCAAUCUCCCAACUACAGUCGAUCACACCGCAGAUUGGAUAGGAAGAACGAUGCUGCAGAUCGAAUCGAGACCAAGGAGGUUGCUCGAGCAUGGACUGAAAAGGUAGAUAGAGCAUUCUCUUCCACGUUGAUGGAAGAAGGGGCGAAAGAGACCUGA
This is a messenger RNA of Cladophialophora psammophila CBS 110553, 993 nucleotides long. RefSeq lists its product as uncharacterized. The transcript is spliced from 2 exons. Bases 1 to 993 code for a protein of 330 amino acids. NCBI's taxonomy places the organism in Eukaryota, Fungi, Ascomycota, Eurotiomycetes, Chaetothyriales, Herpotrichiellaceae. The record is from RefSeq and is a predicted model, not a curated record.